CCUCCGUCGAAGUGAGUCAGGGGCGGAGGGAGGUCCGUUCCUUGUUUCCCUCGGUUCCUGGCAGGAGGAGGCUUAAAAUAAGGGUUUAAAACGUUACUACAGUGUGUAAAUAUUACUAGGGUCUUCGUUAUGGACGAAACGGUUGCCGAAUACAUUCGGAGGACGGUGUUGCGGAUCCCGCAUUCGGAAAUGGUAAAAAUGCUGACCGCUUGGAGGUUUCUGUCUGACUUCCAGCUUCAGUCCUUGAACGUUAAUCAGAUCAAGGAAAACAUCUCCCAAGAAGUCGUCCAACUUUGUGAGGAAAACUGCGCGACUAUCAAGCAUGCAGCGGAUCUUGACAUAAUUUACAACUACACCUACAGGGACAAAAAGCUCUGGAUUGUGUACCAGAUGACUAGAGAAGAAGGUGAUGAAAAUUGCUUUUUCGACUUGGCAAACUUCAAAAAGAAAUUUAAAGAAAACCUUCGGUCACCUUUAAAAAAUGUAACUAUCACCUUUAAAGAAUAUGAAGACAAUGCAAUAUGGAUUCGAAUUGCAUGGGGAACACAGUAUACAAAACCAAAUCAGUACAAGCCAACCUAUGUUGUUUACCAGUCCCAGACCCCUUAUGUCUUCAUAUCCAAUUCUAUAUAUAAGAGAUUCAUACCUGUGCUUUGUCAGGCGCUGAUGGUUGCUGCCAGUUACAGUGAUAUCCACGAAAUGGAGCUCCGAAGCCAUUGCUUAGACUCCCUUAAAGAUAUUGUGCUUAAGCGCUGUAGCCAGAGCUUUCAAAUUCAUCACCCGCGACCUCUACAAGAAAAAAACAGUACUCUAGAAAAUGUGGAUCCGAGGAUAAUUCGGGAAGAUAAACAUGAAAAGGAAAGAAUUCAAAGAAUUAAUCGAGAAGCCUUUGGUGAUGGUCCUCAGCCAAAAUUAGAAUAUGCACAAUACAAGCUUGAGACAACAUUCAGAAAUGAACAAGAAAAUUGUUUCUUGAAUAACAAAGAACCAUUUAGAUGUAUGGUCAAGUUUUCCAGUCCUCAUCUUUUAGAAGCACUACAGUCCCUAGCACCUGCUGGGUUGGCAGAUGCUCCACUAUCUCCAUUACUUACCUGCAUUAAACAAAAAGCCAGGAACUAUUUUAAAAUCAGAGAGAGAAAAGGUGCACAUUCAAAUAGCUUUUCUGGUCAGUGACAUUAUAAAAAGUAGUCAAAGGAACAAAUAAACAUAUUAUGGUUGACAUUAGUUGGUCUAUAUGUCCUGCACUGUCUCUAGUGAAAUCUUUCAGCACUUGCUACUUACAUAAUAACAAAAGACAGUCCUCUGUGGCAGGCCAUAUGGUCAAGCUUCCUGAAAUAGAGCAAAUCCCUGAAGUUAGUCAUUGUUGUAUUUACCUUUAGGGUGCUUGCAUGUUUAUGUAAAAGGCAGUCUCAGCUAAUGUAAAUCCUCAUUUUUAAUACAGGAUUGAAACUUUACUAAACACGGCACAAUGUUCAGUUGAUUUUAAACCUUUUAAUGAAUUGCUGUGUAAACCAGUAUUCAAUACAUGUAUGGUAGUACUUAGGCCCACUGAUGAUUAAAUAAAGCUGAUAACUGUUGUGUCCGGGGUUUUUUCAAAUGAUUAAAUAAUAAAGCAAUUACGUUUUAUGGGCACUUUUCACUUAACAAUGCGCUUAUUGGGGUAACGGGUAAACUAUGUCUUGACUGUCCAUAACCAUUGGCUUGUUUAAAGCUUUUAAACCCCAAAGUUAAGUCAACAGUCAUAUAUUUAUCUGAAUCUGAAAAAGCUACUCUUUGAGGACAAAAGUACAUACCCAGCUCUCCAACAUGCUGGACAUGGAGGAAGGAAAGCUCAUUUUUUCAAUUCAGUCCUCCUUUUUAUAGCCAGUUAACCUUUUUAAUUAACAUGGGACUGUUUUAGAUUUUUCUCCUGUUUUUAUAUAUUGUCCUAAACUAAGCUUUAAACUUCAUUAGGCUUUUACUUCAUAUGAAAUUCAAUGGUGUGUCAACUCACACCGAAAGACCAGAAUGCUAAAAACUGGUAAGGUUUUGAACUCUCUGUGUGUGUGUUGCUUAGAUUUUAAUGGAAAAGUGUGCAUUUUAACUAUUGUAUUGUGCGUACUUUGAAACCUGUGGCAGCAAAACACCGUGACCUAGCUGGCCAUUGCAUUGUAUUCAUGACUUCGUUGCUCAGUUUAAUAGUGUAUAUGUUGCAAAAAAAUAGUCUGUUGGUCAACUUCUGUGUAUCUUCUUGUCUGUAAAUAUAAAUAAAAGGGUUUUUAUUGUUUAUAAA
Molecule: messenger RNA, 2272 nt
Organism: Sceloporus undulatus (fence lizard)
Lineage: Eukaryota; Metazoa; Chordata; Lepidosauria; Squamata; Phrynosomatidae
Gene: CENPN
Product: centromere protein N
Exons: 11
Coding region: 130-1173 (347 amino acids)
Biological process (GO): CENP-A containing chromatin assembly; chromosome segregation
Source: RefSeq, a predicted model, not a curated record